Boleophthalmus pectinirostris (great blue-spotted mudskipper) is the source of this 4073-nucleotide messenger RNA. RefSeq names its product missing oocyte, meiosis regulator, homolog (Drosophila) (gene mios). The record is from RefSeq and is a predicted model, not a curated record. Gene Ontology annotation, biological process: positive regulation of TORC1 signaling; cellular response to amino acid starvation. Gene Ontology annotation, cellular component: cytoplasm. The transcript is spliced from 12 exons. The coding region runs from base 188 to 2815 and encodes 875 amino acids. Lineage: Eukaryota; Metazoa; Chordata; Actinopteri; Gobiiformes; Gobiidae. Gene Ontology annotation, molecular function: protein binding.
CUCUUGUUCUCACACAGGAGGAGGAACUAUUUUGGUGAAACACACAACAAACGAGGCUGCUCGAGAGAGUAGAGCAGCUUUGAGACAUGUGGAGAUGCUUUUACCGGCCGUGAUUACGCCGUGAGCACGCGCUGCUCCUGAUGUUGACACCCGUUUCCUCAGAGAACCAUCCUUUUGCUGCUGCACCAUGAGCUGCUCCAAACCUGACAUCCUGUGGUCCCCGCACCACCCUGACCGCUACGUCAUCUGCGACUCUGAGCUGGGCCUGUACCGCAUCGGGCCUGUAGGGGCAGCCGAGUCCAAGGCGGGGACCCUCCCCCUGUCGUCCGAAACCGCUGCCACCCUCCUCGCCAUCAACUCUGACACUCCCUAUAUGAAAUGCGUGGCCUGGUAUCCCAAACACGAACCUGAAUGUUUGCUCGCGGUCGGCCAAGCCAACGGCAGGGUUGUCCUCACCAGCUUGGGGCAGAGUCAUAAUUCUGCUUGCAAAGAUCUCGUCGGGAAAGAAUUUGUGCCUAAACAUGCCAGACAAUGCAAUACCUUAGCGUGGAAUCCUGUUGAUAGUAACUUACUGGCAGCUGGUCUGGACAAGCACAGAGCGGACUUUUCAGUUCUCAUAUGGGACAUCAGCAGUAAGUAUUCGCCUGAAGCUAGCGUGGCGACUGCAGAGAAAAUCCGUUUAUCGUCUCUGGAUCUAGAUUCGAGCACGGUGGUGACUAAACCCAUGUACGAGUUAGGGCAGAAUGAUGCGUGCCUGUCGCUAUGCUGGUUGCUAAGGGACCCCAAGUUGCUCCUAGCCGGGAUGCAUAGAAAUCUGGCCAUUUUUGAUCUAAGGAACACUAGCCAGAAGACUUUUGUAAACACCAAAGCGAUCCAGGGCGUGACGGUGGACCCACACUUCCCGGACAGGGUGGCAUCGUUCUUCGAGGGGCAGGUGGCCAUAUGGGACCUGAGGAAGUUUGAGAAGCCUGUGCUGACGCUGACGGAGCAGCCCAAACCACUCACCAAGGUAGCCUGGUGCCCCACGCGUACUGGCCUGCUCGCCACUCUGACCCGCGACAGCAACAUCAUCCGCCUGUACGACAUGCAGCACACACCCACCCCCAUCGGAGACGAGACGGAGCCCACCAUCAUCGAGCGCAGCGUCCAGCCCUGUGACACCCAGAUCGGGAGCUUCGCCUGGCACCCGUCCUCCCAGAACCGCAUGGUGGUUGUGUCCGCCGCCAACCGCGCCAUGACCGACUUCACCGUGUUUGAGCGCAUCUCCCUGGCCUGGAGCUCCACCACCUCCCUGAUGUGGGCAUGCGGGAGGUACCUGUACGAGUGCGCGGAGGAUGGGGCGGCGGGCAUGGAGGCCGAUAUAGCCACCAAGAUGAGGCAGAGGGCCCAGUCGAGGUACGGGCACGACACGGGGCAGGUGUGGAAGAACCAUGUGCUGGCAGGGGGGAGCGACCCACAGCUCAAGUCCCUGUGGUACGACCUCUCCUAUAUGAAGCAGUGUGCAGAGGACCUGGAGCUCAAACUGCAGGGGAACAAGCAGGCUUUGGUCUACUCCGGGAUAAAGAACAUCGUCAAAACCAGCUCUGGUACAACAGAGACCCGUAGGUGCUGGAGCGGGUCAGAUCGGCAGGCGGACGUGCCUCGAUUCCACAGCGAGGAGCGCAGCCUGGCCCUGAGGCUGUGCGGGUGGACGGGCCGGGGGUCAGACCAGGACGUGGAACCCCUCCUCAGAACCUUGGAGCAGGAGCGCGAGUGGGAGAGAGCAGCCGCUGUGGCCCUGUUCAACAUGGACAUCCGCAGAGCCAUCCAGAUCCUCAACAAGGGAGCCAGUGCAGACAAGGGGGACUUGAACCUGAACGUGGUUGCCAUGGCGCUGUCGGGGUACACGGAUGAGAAGGCGUCUCUGUGGAGAGAGAUGUGCAGCUCCCUCAGACUGCAGCUCCAGAACCCGUACCUCUGCGUCAUGUUCGCCUUCCUCACCAGUGAACCCGGGGCCUAUGACGGAGUUCUGAAUGAGAGCAGCGUGGCGGUGAGGGAUCGAGUGGCCUUUGCCUGUAUGUUUUUAAAUGAUACACAGUUGCCUCGAUACAUUGACAAACUGAGCGGUGAGAUGAAGGAGGCGGGGAACCUGGAGGGUCUUCUGUUAACCGGCCUCACCAAAGACGGAGUGGACCUGAUGGAGAGCUACGUGGACCGCACUGGAGACGUACAGACCGCCAGCUUCUGUAUGCUCAAGGGCUCCACAGGGGAGGUGCUGAAGGACCCCCGGGUUCAGUGCUGGAUCGAGAACUACAGAAACCUCCUGGACGCUUGGAGGUUCUGGCACAAACGGGCAGAGUUCGAUAUCCACAGAGGCAAACUGGACCCCAGCUCCAAGCCACUGGCACAGGUGUUUGUGAGCUGUAACUUCUGUGGGAAGUCCAUCUCGUACAGCUGCGCAGCCAUGCCUCACCAGGGUCGGGGCUUCAGUCAGUAUGGGGUCAGCGGCUCGCCCACCAAGUCCAAAGUGACCAGCUGCCCGGGCUGUAGGAAGCCCCUCCCCCGCUGUGCCCUCUGCCUCAUGAACAUGGGCACGCCCGUCUCCAACUCCCCAGGUCCGGGGAAGUCAGAGGAGAAGAUGGACCUGACCAGAGAAAACAAACUGGCUCAGUUCAACAACUGGUUCACGUGGUGUCACAACUGUCGUCAUGGCGGCCACGCGGGGCACAUCCUCAGCUGGUUCAGAGACCACAGUGAGUGCCCCGUGUCAGCCUGCACCUGUAAAUGCAUGCAGCUGGACACCACGGGGAACCUGGUGCCUUCUGACAGCAGCUAGACCUACAGACCUACAAACCUACAGACCUGUCCUACAUGAGACCUGUGCCCGAGGAGCUCCAGGGGCCCCAAACCACUGCCCCACAGAGCCCACCGAGCCUCUGUCGGCCUCUGACAGCAGGGGGCGCCACAGCCAGAGGUUAUAAGAGUAACUUUUAAGCGUGAUAUUUGGAGUUUUAAGCGUAUCAGUGAUCCGCUAUAAAUCUCCAGUGCAGGCUUAUUUUGCUUUGGUCAAUCUGCUGCCUAAAAAAUACACACAAACCUUUAUAUUAACACUUGAAUACGAAGAGAUAGCUGCACAAAACGUGACUACACAGCUCUCGUAUAGGUUUGAGGUAAAAAGGAAUUUGUAGUGAACUAAAAUUACAUAAAUUGGGGAAAAUAAUCAGAAUCAAAACAAAAAAUAUUGGCCAGUGGUUGCUUUGUAUUCCAAACAAUCUCUAUCGGCAUUGGCCAUGGAAAAAAAAACAACAUAUUGUUGAUCUCUAAAUAAUGUUAUUUCAAAAUAAUAUUCCUGAAGUAGAAGUACAAAGUAGUAGUCCAAGUCCAAGAAAUUACCCAAAUAAGAGUAAAAAACUAUUUGGGUUAACUAAGAGUACUGUUACUUCAAUAAAAAAAUAUUCCUCAAGUAGGAGUAAAAGUAUGCUGCUAGAAAAGUACAGUUUCUUUAAAGGCGCACUGUGUAACUUUUCGGUUGGGGGUCCACCUGCUUGUUUCUAUGGAUAUGUCAUUGCUCUGCUUAGAAUGUUCCACAAUAUGACAUUAAACAGCUCUGCCUUACAUUUAUUCAAUUACAGGUUUUAUGGCUCAAAAAUACAGAGAAAAACAGGCGCUCUGACUGUGAGCGGGGUUGCCUCUCCACAGAUCUGACCUGUAACUUGGUCUGGUUUGGCCUCCGUGAAGAUAGAAAGGUUUAAGGCCAUACUGUGAAACAUUCCAGAAAAGCCUUUGACGGAAAAUUUACACAAUCCACCUUUAAAAAUUACUCCACUAAAUAAAACUACUCUGGCCUCGGCUAAAAUGGCUGCCGUGUCACAUGACCUACAGCGGGCGGGGCUCUGUGGACGGUCCAGAACAUGAAGAAGGGAGUGUGUGUGUGUGUGUUACUGAUCGGACUAACUCAAUCAACUACGUAAAGGGACAUAUGCAGCUUCGCUAAUGAAAAUCACUCAGGAUUUAAACAAAGCACUUAGGUUAGGAACAGCUAAUCAAGUGUAAAUCAGGCUUUUAUUUUCAUCUAUUAAAACUGUCAAAGUGAA